AUGUUAUCGUUGAAAUCCCAACUUGAAAUAAAAUCACAUCGUGCCGAACUGUCAACUUCCUCAAUAUAUGAGUUGGCACAUUGGGAAAAACUCGCUUUUCACUUAUUGCUGGCAUUAAGCCUAGCGUUAAUUUUCUACGCUGCUAUUGAGCCACAGAUUCGAGGAUGA
Molecule: messenger RNA, 168 nt
Organism: Acaulospora morrowiae
Lineage: Eukaryota; Fungi; Glomeromycota; Glomeromycetes; Diversisporales; Acaulosporaceae
Source: the annotation of a GenBank genome assembly